AUGGCUUGUAAUGUCUGCCGUGGCCGCAAAAGCAAAUGUGACAGCGGCCGGCCAUCAUGCAGUUUCUGCCUGGAAACUGGCGCGACAUGUAUCUACGAAGAUCAACGUUCUAAUUACUCCAAUUUCGAUGCAGCAAGUGUACAUAUCAUAGACAGGUUGGAUAGUUUGGAGCGGCACUUGGAAGAACGCCUAGGGAACAUACCAAGCCAAUGCGAAAAAAGCAACAUAUCUCAUUCUUCUGCUCAACCCAUGCUCAUUCAGUAUCCUGUGAUGGAGAGCAUACUUGAGUGGCCAGUAUUUGAAAGCCUUACGUCUUUAAGGAAAGGUCAGUCAUUAGCAAUAACUGACUCGGACUCGACGGGUCACAAUCCAUCACCAGGCAAUCCAGCAGAGCAGAAUCCCGAGAAUCGGGAGGUUGAGCAUGAUUUCGAUAUCGAAUAUGCCAUUCACAUGUUCUUACAAAACGUUCAUUCGAAAAAUCCAAUACUAGAUUCUCGCGUCUUGGCCGAAGCAGUUUGUCGCUGCUCGGCAAAUGGCUUCGACACAAGUAGAGAGUCUGCUCUUGUGAUUAUUGCUUGUGCUCUAGGACUCCGCUCGUCACCAUUUGUACCGUCCCGAAACACGCAACAUGUGCCGCAAGAUACAUCAAAUGACCAGGCUGAGCAUUUGUUCCGCAGGGGCAAUCAGAUUUUAGCCUUACAACCGGCCUCUCUCUUGACAACCCAAUGUCGAUUCUUUUGUGGUGUAUACGAAAUGUUUUGCAUUCGCCCCGUUGCCGCUUGGCUACAUUUCAGUCAAGCAAGCCUUCAGCUCAAGCUUUACAUCCAUUCAAGAACCUUUUCGUAUCCAAUUCACCCAUCUGUGGAUAGUGGGCUACUACAAAGAUUAUACUGGUCGUGUAUGCAGUCAGAAUGUGAACUAUCGAAUGAGCUGCGAACUACAACUGUCGGGCUCGACCAACUAGCCUUCCCGUAUGCAUUUCCACAGCCCCCAGCUCAAAAUGAACCAUCGACCGCUUUAGACUCCGGGGGCAACGCGGGGCAACUAAAAAGCUGGAUGUAUUAUCUCUCUGAAACCUCCCUGCGCAGAGUGGGUAGCGAGAUCAUCAGCACAAUGUAUAGUAAAGAACCCGGGAAUUGGACAGAGGAUAUCCCUGGUAUGUGUGUUCGAGCACAGCAGCUCCUGGAUAAGCUUGAUGCAUGGAUGGAUAACCUGCCCAGUGAGCUGCAAGUCGCUCUGCCGAUCUCCGAAUCGUCAAAUGAGUUGGGGUUACACGUUCGAAGCAGAUAUCUCCUCUAUCGUUCCUGGAUCAACCGUGGAGCCACUAGCAUACGACUGCUUGCUUAG
Messenger RNA from Fusarium proliferatum ET1, 1347 nucleotides. RefSeq lists its product as uncharacterized. The record is from RefSeq and is a predicted model, not a curated record. The coding region runs from base 1 to 1347 and encodes 448 amino acids. Gene Ontology annotation, biological process: regulation of DNA-templated transcription; DNA-templated transcription. The transcript is spliced from 7 exons. Lineage: Eukaryota; Fungi; Ascomycota; Sordariomycetes; Hypocreales; Nectriaceae. Gene Ontology annotation, molecular function: DNA-binding transcription factor activity, RNA polymerase II-specific; zinc ion binding; DNA binding.